Molecule: messenger RNA, 1062 nt
Organism: Rotaria sp. Silwood1
Lineage: Eukaryota; Metazoa; Rotifera; Eurotatoria; Philodinida; Philodinidae
Source: the annotation of a GenBank genome assembly
AUGGAAAACGACAAUAAUGAUGAUAAUAUACCGACAUUAGUCGAUGAUACAGCUGUUUUAUCUGCUAAAGUACCUGUUACGAUUCUUACUGGGUAUCUUGGUGCUGGUAAAACAACAUUACUCAAUUAUAUUCUCACUGAAAAUCAUCAAAAACGAAUUGCUGUUAUUCUAAAUGAAUUUGCUCAGGGUAGUGCUAUGGAGCAUCUUCUAUUAACAACAACAAAAGAUGACAAUAAUAGUAAUGGACGUCAACAAUACCAAGAUUGGCUUGAACUUCGCAACGGUUGUUUAUGUUGCUCUGUCAAAGAUGUAGGUGUACAAGCUAUUGAGCAACUGCUUGAAAAACGACGAAAUCAUUUUGACUAUAUUCUAUUGGAGACAACUGGUGUUGCUGAUCCACUUCCAAUUGUCAAAAUGUUUUGGCUUGAUGAUGAAUUACAUAGUGAUUUAAUUCUUGAUGGUUUAAUAACAAAUUAUGAAGAUGAUCGUCAUCAAGCAAAAGCAUUAUGGUCAAGACAAGUAGCGAUGGCAGAUGUUGUACUGGUAAAUAAAGUCGAUUUGGUCUCGGAAGAAGAAAAAAUGAAAGUGCUUGCACUUGUUCGAUCAAUUAACGUUACGGCUCAAGUUUAUGAAACAACACGCUCAUGUAUUGAUUUAUCUCUUAUACUCGAUCGACAUGCGUACAGUAAUCACUCUCCAACUGAUUAUCUUUUGAAAAAAAUUGACAACCAAGCAUCAAUAUCAAUUCCACAUGGACAUCAAACACUUAAUUCUAUAACAAUUGAAUUAAAUGGUGAAUUUGAUUUCAAUGAACUUGAUCAACUGAUGAUUCAACUUUUAUGGAACGAACAAAAUACAACUCAAGAAAUCGUUCGAAUGAAAGGUGUUCUUUGUCUUCGCAAUGAAUCAACUUAUAAACUUCUUCAAGCUGUUGGUCAAAUGUAUGAAUUUAUUUCUACAAAUGAAAAUCAUCAUGAUAAUUUACGAAAUUGUCUGGUUGUGAUUGGAUCAAAACUUAAUCAACAUUUUUUAAUAGAACAAUUUCAAAAAUGUAUUAAAUAA